UACGCUCUGUUGACCCGGAGAGUCUGCACUAUAGCAUCGGCGGCGGUGGCGGCAGUCGCAGCCGAGGAGGAGACCGAGCCGAGCCUGUGUAUAUGUGUGUCUCUGUCUGCGGGCCGAAGAGAAGAGAGAGAAAAAAAGAAGAAACGCGACGCGCGAGUGCCAGUGUGAGAAAGAGCGCGUCCAGUAGAGAGACACACACUCGCGGGGGUGCAAUGUCCGCGAGUUAACCUGUGCUGUAGAGCAGCGAGUAUGUGCAGUAUUCGGAGACAGUAGGCGAUUUACCGAGGACUCGAGGCUUCUUCGCAUCAGACCGUAGCUGGCGACGAUGUGGAGCUCGGUGACGGCGGCCGGUGUGGAGAACGGUCCGGCGCCGCCGUCGCGCAGUAAGCACAGCGCGACUCUACUCGCCGGGCACGUCUACCUGCUGGGCGGUCGAAACGGCAACCUUCCACUCAAGGAUCUCUGGCGCUACAGUCUCGCGGAGAGCAGAUGGGAGGAGCUACAUCCCUCGGGAGAGAGGCCGCCGGCUUUGCAGGAGCACAGCGCUGUGGCGCACAAGGACUGCCUCUACGUUUUCGGCGGAGAGCUUGGAUUUUCGGCGGGCACGGAGACGCCACUUUGGUGCUACUCGGUUAAGUCGAACUCGUGGAGGAAGAUUAGAGCCCAGAAGGGAUGCGCGGUUCCUAGAGGCAGACGAGGCCACACGGCGCUGGUUCACCGCGGGCAGAUGCUGAUAUACGGGGGCUAUCAGGACCUACGGGGAAGUUCCUCGGAGCUGUGGGCCUUUCACUUUGAAACGGAGUCGUGGCACCUGCUGUCCUCGUGCGACACCGGCCCGCCGGCUCGGCACAAGCACUCCGCGGUGCUCCACGGCGACGCCAUGUACAUCUACGGCGGCAUGACGGACCUGCAGGAGCGAAGCGACUGCUGGAGGUGGGACGUCAAGGCUGCCUCCUGGUGUAUGCUCAAAAGCAAACCGGGACCUGGUCCGCUGCACGGACACGCGGCCUGUCGACUGCCCAGCUGUAUGCUGAUCUUCGGCGGCGAGAGCGCUGGACUGGCUACCAACGAGCUGUGGAGGUUUCACUUUGGAACGGAAACGUGGGAGAGGCUGAGCGUGACGGGUCCGAAGCCUCAGCCACGCGCGGAGAGCGUCGCCCUGGCGGUAUCGGAGCUCCUGAUACGCGGCAACGGCGUCGACAACAACCCGAGCAGUGGUACCGGCAGUUGUCUGCGGCCUCGACUGCGGAACAAUCAGCGCAGUAACAAGUGUCUCAGCUACGGGCGAGUCUCGCCUUGCGAUCCGGCACCUACUAGGCCCAGCUUCCUUCGCGAGAUCUCCAAGCUCUCGCAGAUCAAUCUGUCCAGGCUGAGCCAUCCGAACAAGUGCAGCUACUCGGUGCUCAGUGGUCAGGAUGACAACGAGCAGGACAGCCCGCAGGAGGCAAACUCGUACUAUCCUUUCCAGCAGGUAGACGUGGAGGUGGUCGAGCCGGCGACGGGUAUGGUCAAGUCCCGAAGCGCCAACACGUUGGCCCGACGUCGGCAGCGGAUGACCGAUCCGCAGCGCACCAGCAUGAUCGAGCCCCUGCUCAACAGCGGCAUGACGAGGGAACCGGUCUCGGUGCCGAAUUUUCGCGCCCUUACUCUGCCCACACCCGUGCUGACGCCUGUUGAGGCUGCGCGGCUCGUCUUCGUCGAUCCGGACGAGGAUACGGACGACGAGGAGAUACAGCAGAGGCGAAAGGAGCCGCCGAUCAGUCAGCUGAUCGAGCUGCCCGAGGAGGAGAAACGCGAUUUCGCCUCCCUGCACCAGGCCUGUCAGCCAUCUCACGGCGAAAGCUACAGCUCGCACUUGUACGAGGCUGUGCAGACGCCAAAGACACCCUGCACGAAGCUGCCGAACUCGGCGUCCGUGCGAUUCGCGGACCUCGAGGAAGGCGAGGAAUCCACGUCCGAUUACGCGAGCAUCGAGGCUCGCAGUCCUGGCGAUCCACUGGCGGAUGACGACUGGCCCCGUCGCGGGAAAAACUAUCGGGCCUCUUCCACCACGUCGCAGAGUCUUCGCGAGGGCCAGUUCGGCUUCUGCAACCCGAACUACCUGGGCCUGGAGAGCGGCGUGACUCCGACGACUCCCCACACGAACAGCAGCAGCGCCUACGACAGCGGCCUCGCGGACACCGGGACGAGUUCGCGCUACGCCAAGAUGCUCAACAGCCCACCCGACAGCGUUCUGGAGGACGAGCCCGGCCGCUCGGCCUCCCAGACCUUCGCCGAGCUGCUCGAGCUCCAGGAGAUGAGGCCUCGCGCUCCGCCCAAGAGUCUACCCUUAGGCUCACCCUCCCGUCGCGCCGUCAGCGCAUCUCGAGCCGAGCGUCAGCGCGCCAAGUUGGCCGCCUCCGAGAGCACGGAGCGACCUACCCCGGGACCCGCGCCGCUCUACGUGUUCCUCGUCGGCGGCAAGGAGAAGGGACAGGUCACCGUCUUCGCCAGACCAGUCUCGCUCUGGAAGCUCCAGCUGGCUCCACAUAUCUUCUAACUCUUAUGGCUCUUCUUCCUGGGUGCAUCGUACACUUUUUCUUCUUCUUCUUCUUCUUCUUCUUCUUCUUCUUCGAGAGAGAGAGAUGAGGAGGCGACGGAACGUUUAAGGAGAAUCAAAAUGCAGGCGCGCUUCGGGCCCGAUUCGUUGUUAUAGUAUCGCUGGCAUGAUUAUAACGAUAUAGAGUAUGUGUUAAACUACGUGUGCGAGCUGUGGGUAUACUUAGGACUUUGCAGUCGAAUUACGGUUUGUAUAAUCUCAAUGCUCAUCAUCAUCGUCGUCAUUCGCGAACAUUGAAAGAACAGUACAAAAGCAUCUCCACAGAAUAGACAUACGUAUUUUAGACGAUUUUUCAGACAAGCGAUCCGCACGGUCCAGCACUCGUCAAUUCGACUGCGAAUGUCUCCGUUUCGUCCACGUGUAUUAACAAUUUGUUGACUGCGCGAUCAAUUAGUCCGAGACUGGAAUAAACGUCCCGCCAACACACCCCCGCAUGUAGCUAGGAUUAGAAGAAAAUAACACUUCCUCGACAUUCCUGUGUAAUAGUCCGGGGUACGUCGUCAGCUAUAAGUGUGUAUGUACGUGUUAUACUUGUGUAAUUAUAGCCACUUGUCUUGUAUACUUUUACCGGCGAUCAGCGCGGCCGAUACUGUGGAAUUACGUUACACGUUAUAACAUAAUCGCCAAUGAAACUCGACUAUAGAUAGCGUCUACGUAGUCGAGUCUAGGGAGUACGUAACAGUGCCAAAGAUUAAGGGGUAAUCGCGGGUUGGUUCGGGCGAGACUUAAUUGCCGCUCGAUUUUAGUCAUCGCAGUUUCGCAGCGCAUCGCCAUACUCUACCCGACUCUCGCGACACUCGUUAUCGAUGUUCGUGUUCGAUUAGCUAACUGAAUUUAAUUUAUAUACUAUACACAAGCCGCGAAAGCCGCGGCGACGUAGGCAAAAACUCAUCGACGACACGUCGCGCAGCGUAGCUUUAUAUCCGUGUAUAGAGGGCUCGAUGAGGUAUCAAUUAAAAACAGGAAAGGCUGAUGUGACAGAGAUAUAAAUAUAUAUAGAUAUCUAUAACUAUAGGUGAUACACGUAUAGUAUAAGGGAGUAAAGCAGGUGGACGAAAAAUUGCAGAAAACAGCCAUCCUUUGAGAACAUAGAUGAUAAAUUAUAUAUGCUAAAGCCGUGUGUUCGUGUGAGAUAUUAUACAUAUGUAAAGUUAUAUAACGUGAAAGUUGAAAAGUGCAAGCGCAAUCGAUUGUCGAUGAAAAAAAAAAAUGGUAUUUUAGUAAAAAAAAGAAGACGAGAAAAAAAGAGUAAAAUGUUAAGAGAGAGUGAGAGACGUAUUAACGCGAAGGGGCAGCCAAAUUUUAAGGAUUCAAUACGUAACACGUGUAUACGGGCAAGCUGCGCCUGUCCCAGACGACUUUUCUAUAUACUGGAACGAUUAUUAAGCUCUUUUCUAUUCGCGUUUCUGUUUCCUCCCUCGCGUAGGCGUAAAUUGUCUCCGAUGAAGAGAAAAAUGAUCGAAAAAGUUCUCUUUGGUCGAUCGAUUUUUCUCGACUUACACACACACACACACGCGAAAAAAAAAAACAAGAAUCAAAAUAUAACUGCUUGGUCACAACGAACUAGCUUCAUCGUCCAUCAAAAAGUGAUUGUACAAAGCCAAGGACAAACGGGAUUUUUUCAACGCGCGCGCGAGGCCUCGAGAAUAUUUUUUCAAAGUCCAAAGACUGUUCAAAGUUGCAUAUUACAUGCUUUUAUUUGUCAGGAUCUCUGCAUUUUUACCGAUAGUCGAACAGUAUAGUCAUUCGAGUGUAAAUGCCGAGAAAGUUGUUUCUUUUCGAUAUUAGCUAGAGUAAGCUUAGUUUUUUCCAAUGGAAAUAUUAGAGGCGAUAUCGAGAGAAUAAUGAUAAACGAGAGUAGCGAUAACGACUAGAAAGAUUAAAUAGUUAAAAUGCGUAAUAAUGUAACUUAUGUUCGCCCGGUUCUCUCGAAUCGGCUACUCGUGCGUCAAUGUUACUCAACUUAAUAUCCGUUAGAUUUAAAGUACAUUGGAAAAACACAAGCGAUCUACUGCUGUUAUAAUUAAUGUGAGGUAUCAUAAAUGUAAGCGUAAUUAUUAGUGGCGAUAUUUUGAAACUUUUUCAUCAUGGUUGCAUUUCAUAGUCCUUGUACACGAUAUCAGAUACGUAUUAUUACUAAAUCCUGUAAUUUAUUUAGUCGUUAAGGUCCUUAAUAAUUAUUGAAUCAAGGAUAGCGCUAGAAUCCAUACUUAUUAAGUUAAUCGUACAGCCCGUCCUUUUGCAUUCGAUAUUUAAAUUUUGUACGAGUUGAUGAAACUUUCACUUCGAGAUGAGAGUCUCGCUUUUAUUUUCGAUUUAUGUGGUUGUACAACAUCCAAUGAACUCUUAGAUCGUUUCUAGAAUAUAAUUCUUGUUGAUCGUAGACUAUGCAGAAAAAGGCGAGUCGGUCCUUUCAUCGAUGGUUUAUGUACGCGAAGAGUAGAUAGGGAAAUGUGCAAUAUCACCAGAAAAACGACUAUGUAUAGGAAACCAUAGAGAGUAUAAUAUGUAACAAUUAUACACCUACGCAGUACAUGCAUGUCCAUUGUGUGUAAAUAUCACGGCAGUCACGCAAUUAAAGAGUACCAAGGGAUUAAUAACGAAAAAUAAGGAAACGAGCAAAUUUCAUGUGAUGUGUUACGUGUACGCGUUGAUCUACAUAAUUAGCGCGGCACUUGUAUGCAGCGAGUGUCGCGGUGCGAUUCCGUCUGUACAAAGCGUAAAGCGUUGUGAAAACAUUGACGAAGCAAAAACGACGAAAGAAUCUUUUCUAUAUUUCGGAAUAAUCCUCACUGUCGUUCACCACCACGCAGUAUUUUACGACUACUUGAUAUAUAUUAUAGAGAUCCGAACCAAGAGAGAUAGAGAGAGAAAUCAGCGAAUCCGUCAAUAUAUGCGAAUGUUACGAGCAAGCAUUACUUGUAUUAAAUGUGUUUCGAAUCUAGCGCUUUUCUUAGGUAAUUUCAUUGAAUAUUUAUUAUUCGAUCAAUCGUACGUGAAAUGUUGAUUUUUUUUGUUAAUCUUCCGUUGGAGAAAAGAAUCUUGAGUUAAAACUCGAUCAAAUAAGCCACGAUAAAUAAAAUGAGCUCGAUAUCAAUACGAAUGGUAAAUGAAAAAAAGGCUAAAUUAAACAGUGUUGUGAAUACUGUGAUUACCGAUUAAAAUGGGAACAAGUUCAAUGAUACGAAUGACUUUGUUUAUAAUUUUUCAUUUCCACUAAGAUUGCAUUUGAUGAAGUGCAGCGAAGAGUUUAUUUGAAUUCUUCGUAUCUUAUGUGUCGUAUCGCAGCUUGUAUCAGAAAAAUCCGAUAAUUUUUUUCAUUUACUAUUUACGUUAUUCGUUAAAUUUAUCGUGUCGUGGUAUAUCAUAGCGGAUAAGUUUUGUUGUACAAUUUAAGUGAAAUUGUAAAUUACUUUUCUGGCUGUUACACUGUUUAUUUAUCUAUAAGCAAUCUUCAGUUAUUAAGUAAUUCUAAGUUAUCAUUAAGAUUUAUACAUCCAUUUAUGUGGUCUGUUAUUAACAAGUAAAUAAAAUAGCUAAAUACAGUAAA
Molecule: messenger RNA, 6149 nt
Organism: Nasonia vitripennis (jewel wasp)
Lineage: Eukaryota; Metazoa; Arthropoda; Insecta; Hymenoptera; Pteromalidae
Product: tip elongation aberrant protein 1
Exons: 9
Coding region: 326-2539 (737 amino acids)
Cellular component (GO): cytoplasm; Golgi apparatus
Molecular function (GO): protein binding
Source: RefSeq, a predicted model, not a curated record